Molecule: messenger RNA, 2223 nt
Organism: Symbiodinium sp. CCMP2592
Lineage: Eukaryota; Dinophyceae; Suessiales; Symbiodiniaceae
Source: the annotation of a GenBank genome assembly
AUGGUUGCGAAAGCUCGUGAUGUACAGUGGUUCGGGGUGCCAUUUCGCGAUAGAAAAGGUCCUGAUGCAGAUGGUUGGCAGGAAGCAACUGUACAUGCCAGCGCCUUGCAUGUUGGCCGCAGUGCGGUCGCUCUCGGUGGUGUUGCAUGGCGAUGCGUCCGCCGUCUGGCUGCAGAGGCCGAGGACGGAAAGCUGCUGUCCGGCAAGGCUGUGUUCAGACAUCUUGGUGGGAAGCAAAGCAGUCCAGAACGCUUGCUGCUGGAUCAAGGCAGCUUGAGUGCCGCAUACGCGGGCCUUCUGACAAACCGCCCACUGCAGCUGCGCUGGCAAGAGAAAUCCUCUGCGGAUAGCCUGGAAGCCGACGAGGCUCGUCUUCCUGAUGCAGUCUGUGCCGCUCGGGCUUAUGGUGUGCGAAGCCAGGAAGCUGCUGACUGUCGGAGUGGCCCUUGUGGUCUCAUGCUGGCUCGGAGGCCUUUGCCCGGAAGCCGACGUGAGGUAGCGCUGGUGGACUGGAUCCCCGGAUACUACUCCCUGCACGCUUGCGUGCCAAGCCGCGCUGGUCCAAAGUUUGGGCCCACGCCUUACGUGGAGCACGGGGAGCCACUCAUGCGAAAGGGGGCAGGUGUGGUGACGUCUCUCCUCAAGACCUUGUCGGGUGUGCAUGUGACAUCCGUCUUGGAGUCUGAAGCAAGUUCGAGCAUGAAUGAGCAACUAGGCGCACAAGUUCUGGGGGCGUGCACGGAAGUGAAACUAGGUCGCAACGACAGCGACUCUGCAUUGGACUUCAAGCCGGUGCUGCCGCUGCUAUCCAACUUCCACCGAGGUUUCCGCCAGUUAGCAUUGCUUGGCGUGAAGACUCUAUGGACUGGAGAUGGCGGGACGGCUGCCAUCGGUGUCUUUCAAAGAUCCUACUCGGGGAUCGCUGAACCAGUGAUGAACGCGAUCACAAGCGACGACCAGGAGGAUACGAUGCGUAUUCCCGACGUCCUGGGGUCCAGCAUGCUGAAGCCUGAGCCAAAGGGCGAUGGAGUGCCUCUUCACCCAUGGAGCACAACUCUUGUGUGCCAUCCCGUCAUGAAAGUGAUUGUGAUCCCAGAUGACAGUCACUUCGAUGCUGGGGAGGACACCGAAAGGAAGACAUACCCGCAUGGGAAGUUCUGUGAAGCUGUCUUCCUCGCGCUCACCACAGGGUCCUGCGCGGCCGACGCGGCCAAGUUCCCAUGGAGCAGCAGGAUCGGGUUUCAGUACUCGUGUGGCGCCGGAGAUGGGGACUACAUGCGGCCACGGAGUGAGCUGGUUGCCUCAAAGGAUAAGGCGCCCCUGCGCUCCGAAGGCUAUGCGCUUUACCUUGGCAAUACUUGCCCGUGGUGCCACCGGGCCAAGUUGGCUUUAACCCUUCGCCGCCUGCCGCCACGCUGCGUUGCAGAUGUGAAGCUCGUGGACAACGCCGAGCGUGCUUCACGAGGUGGCUGGGCCUUUGAUCCUCAGCAAGGAGCUGCGGACCCUGUCUUUGGAGCCGCAGACCUUCGUGAGGUGUAUGACCGAGCAGCAGGCCGCGACGGUAGUGGCUACGUUGGUCGCUGCACAGCUCCAUUGCUGGUGGACACACGCAGCCGGCAAGCCGUGUCCAACGACAGCGUCCAGAUUGUUCGGCUCAUUGGGACCGCCAGCGCAACAGACGAAGAGCGCAGCCAGGGGCGAGCUGUCGACCUGGUGCCGCAGGAGCUGAUUGGGCAGAUUGAGGCCACGACUCGCUGGACCUACGAGCUGCUGUCCAACGCAGUUUACCGGGCAGGCUUUGCCACCACCCAGGAAGCCUUUGCGCGUGCUGCAAGGGAUGUCGCAGAAGGCCUUCAGCGUGUUGAGGAGCAGUUGGCUGGGAGCCGCUUUCUGUGUGGUGACCGUCUGACAGAGGCAGACGUUAUGCUGCUGCCAUGCGCGGCGCGUUUUGAUGCUGUUUACGCCUCUCUUUUCUUGAGGGGCUCCUGUGGCCUGUGGCGUGAAGGCGAACACCGCCGCCGAUGGCUUCAGCGCUGCUGGUCCUUGCCGGGGGUGCCGCAAACUGUCGAUCUGCGUGCCUGUCAAGAGAGUUACUUUCGAAGCCUCUUCCCCCUCAACCCGUCGCAGAUCGUUCCUGUACCUGCGUCUGACCCUGGUGCGCUCGGAACAGAGAGCAGCUCCGAGGAGGACCUGGAUGAAGUCUUCCAUUGGCGGAAAGUCUGA